AUGUAUACAAGCGAACUCGCCAACAUCAACUUUCACGAAGCAAAGGCUGCAAAGAUGCGCAAUCAAAAGCACCAGUCAAAGAUCCUUUUAUCGGAUUCGACUUCAUCUACGAUUCUCGGAGCCACAUACGCAUACAAACGAUGGACAUGGGAGGCCGUCUACACGUGCGACAGCCGAAACAUCAAGCAUGUUCUCGCCUCGGGCUUUGACGAUUUCAAGCUGCCCCGUCUGCGAGUCAAUGCAAUGAUGGGCCUUCUCGGGAGCGGCAUCUUUACGUUGAACGGAUACUCGUGGUCGCAUGCUCGAGGAGUCUUGCGGCCAUGCUUUGCGAAGCAAAACAAGGAGAGCGUGGUCAACAUGCUCGAGAUGCAUUUCCAGGCCCUCCUGAGGAGGAUUCCCAACGACAGGGCCACGAUCAAUCUACAGCCACUGUUUUUCUGGCUUACCAUGGACUUUGCGACAGACUUUCUCAUGGGUCACUCAACGCGCGUGCUCGACCGUGCUUCGAGCCAUGCGAAAGAAAAGCAGUUUGUGGACGAUUACUUGACGUGCUCUACAGAGAUUGUCAGAAAGAUGCAACUGGGUCCGCUCCAGAUGUUCUCAAUCAAUUUCGCUGCCAUGAGAGCUCGAAGUCGCGUGUUCCGGUACAUUGACGAUUUCAUCAACGCCUCCUUGGACAAAAAGGACGAGAGCGAGUCUACAAACAUGGGCUGCAAUGUCCUUCAGUGCCUCUCGGCUGUGACGACGGAUCGAAAGCAGCUUAGGGAUCAGAUCCUCCACAUCUUGGUUGCGAGUCGCGAUACCACAGCCUGUUUGUUAAGCAACCUGUUUUUUGUUCUAGCCAAGAAGCCGCACAUCUACGACAAGCUGAGGAGAGAAGUAAUUGCUAUUGCAGGCGUCGAACCUGCAACCGACAGCCAGCUGAACAACAUGGAAUAUCUAAAGUGGUGUGUUCAAGAAUCUUUGCGACUCCAUCCCGUGAUUCCGACGAAUGCUCGAGAAGCAUCCAAAGAUACCGUCUUACCAUAUGGUGGAGGCGAAGACGGCAAUUCACCUCUUCUCAUCAAAAAAGGAAAUCUCGUCAUGUACAAUAUAUAUGCUAUGCAUCGAGACGCUCGAAUAUUCGGACCCGAUCCUGAAGAAUUCAUACCCGAGAGGUGGAAUGGUUUGAGGCCAGGUUGGAAUUAUCUCCCUUUCAAUGGCGGACCACGGAUCUGCAUUGGUCAAAAGUUUGCCCUUUUGGAAACGUAUUACCUCGUGUCAAGGAUGGUGCAGACGUUUGAGACCAUGAGCGCAGUUGACGAUUCGGAAUGGGUAGAGCUUUAUGCCCUUGCCACGACAUGUAAAGACGGAGUCAAAGUUAGCAUAACGAGGGCUAAUUGA
Messenger RNA from Trichoderma aggressivum f. europaeum, 1383 nucleotides. RefSeq lists its product as uncharacterized. Gene Ontology annotation, molecular function: oxidoreductase activity, acting on paired donors, with incorporation or reduction of molecular oxygen; iron ion binding; monooxygenase activity. NCBI's taxonomy places the organism in Eukaryota, Fungi, Ascomycota, Sordariomycetes, Hypocreales, Hypocreaceae. Bases 1 to 1383 code for a protein of 460 amino acids. The record is from RefSeq and is a predicted model, not a curated record. The transcript is spliced from 4 exons.